Messenger RNA from Closterium sp. Yama58-4, 897 nucleotides. The record is from the annotation of a GenBank genome assembly. NCBI's taxonomy places the organism in Eukaryota, Viridiplantae, Streptophyta, Zygnematophyceae, Desmidiales, Closteriaceae.
AUGGCAGCUGGAGCAGCAGCAGCAGCAGCAGCAGCCGCAGCCGCAGCUGCGGAAGCAGCAGCAGUAGCCGCAGCAGGAGCACCAGCAGCAGCAGCUGGAGGUCGAGCAGCCGCAGCUGCCGCAGGAGCAGCAGCAGCCGCCACCUCCUCCUCCUGUCUCAGGCCUUCGGACCCUUAUCCUCUGGCCGUCGGGGGUGAGUCUGCCCUUGGCUGUGACGCCCUAGAGGACAAGCAGUUUGAGCUAGAGUUCCUGGCAGCCGCUUCCCCUCAUCUCUGUGCCAUGCUGCUCGCCCUUGAGGAAGACUUCGACGCCCUUGACAUACCGACUCCUUGCACUUACGCUAAGGCAGCGUCAGGGCCUUGGGCCCCUCAGUGGAGAGCUGCCAUUGACCCAGCAUUGGCCUCCUACAGAUCCAUAGGCACCUACGUUGACGAGGUUCUUCCCCCUAGGGCGAACGAAGUGGAUGGCAUGUGGAUCUUCAGGGUGAAGCGGCCACCGAAUUCUCCUCCGGUCUUCAAGGUGCGCUAUGUGGCUAGAGUCUACGGUCUCCGUCAGGCUCCUUGUGAGUGGCACGACACCCUUCGUUCUACCCUGUCUGACCUCGGUUUCCAGCCGUCUUCUGCUGACCCGUCGCUGUUCGUUCGUCGUGGCUCCACACCGUUCUUUGUGCUGGUCUACAUUGACGAGCUGGUUUUUGCCACUGCUGACAGGGUUGCUUUGGCAGACGUGAAGUCUGAACUGCAGAAGAGACACACGUGCACUGACCUUGGUGAGCUGCGCCACUACCUUGGCAUGAUGAUUACCAGGGACAGAGUUGCUCGCACCAUUACACUCUCACAGUCACACAUGGUGCAGCAGGUCCUUCAGCGGUUCGAGCUUCAGCACUCCACAGUAUAG